CACACAGUAGGCCCUUAAUAAGUAUUUGUUGACUGAUGGGUGGUUUGGGGUCAGGUGGUGAUCUCUGACUUUACCUCAGCUGUCAUGUGUUCUAGGAGCGCAGAGAACUGGAGGCUGAGCUGAGCAGGCACUGGAUGGACUUAGCGAUGGGGGAGGCAAGGGCCCAGGAGGAAGAGGAAGAACGGCCUCUGAGCCUCCUUCCUGCCCCAAAGGCCUGGGGCCACAACCAAGUAAUCAAGGCCAUAUGGAGGGGCCAGCUGGGCCUGACCAAGCAGCUGCUGAGGCAGGGGGCCUACAUCAAUGAGAGGGAUUCAGCCGGUCGAACCCUACUCCACCAUGCAGUGGUGAGUGGCCACAUCCCUCUGGUCCGGUUCCUGGUGCAGCGUGGGGCCGCAGUGGAUGCAGCAGAUGAGGACCUGGUCACUCCUCUGCACUGGGCCGCCUGGCAGGGGCAGAGCCAGGUGGCCGAGCUGCUCCUGCAGCGAGGGGCAUCGGCUUCAGCCAGGAAUCUGCCAGGUCUCACACCACUGCAUUGGGCGGCCGCCCUGGGACACCUGCUGCUGGUUCAGCGACUGCUCGCUCACGGCCUGGACGCUGCCAGUGGGGACAUUCACGGAUGGACGGCACUGCACUGGGCAGCUGCAGGGAACCAGCUUCCUGUGGCGGAACUUUUGAGCUGUCAGGGCAUCUCGAUGGACAUCAGCUGUUUGGGGGGGCCCUGCCCUGUGCACGUGGCAGCAGGGACUGGGAGAAAGGAGUCGCUGCAGUUUCUUCUGAUCCGAGGGGCACAGGUCAAUGCCCAGGAUGGUACUGGAGCAACAGCUCUCACCAUCGCCUCGGACCUGGGAGACCAGGAGGUAGUAAAGCUGCUCUUGGACCAUGGUGCCAAUGGGGACCUUCCAGACCAACAUGGCCGCUCUGCCCUCCACCGGGCCACUGCUGCUGGCCACCUUUCUGUGGCCCGGCUGCUGGUGGAAAGAGGAGCCUCGGUGGAGGCCCAGGAUGGACUACAUCUCACACCCCUGCACCACGCGGCCUUGGGGGGAGACACUGUGGUUGCAAGCUACCUCCUGGACCAGGGAGCAGAGGUCAAUGCCGCCGGUUGGCUCCACAAGACCCCUUUGCACUUGGCCAUCGAGAAGGGUCACUGCUCUAUGGUAGAACUUUUACUAAGGCGGGGGGCCAACCCCAACUUGAGGACACAGUGGCGGGAGACUGCAGAAGACCUUGCUGCCCCAGACAGUCCCCUCAAGACUCUGUUCCUGUCAGAAAAGCCAAGAGGAGAGAGGCAAGGCUGGGCAGGACCCAAGCCCCUCUGUGUAGAAAUCCACCCUGGGGGACCUGGGUUUGAGUGAUCGUGUGUGCCUGGCUAGCUUUGUGGCCUUAGGAUCAGAGGACUUAUGGGAUGGCUCCUGGAGAUUACCUUAUCCAAUUGUCUCCUUUUACAGAAGGGGAAACCGAGGCCCACAGAGUACAGUCACUUGCCCAAGAUCAAUAGAGUAGCCCGGGUACUCAUCUGUAAAAUGGGACUAACACCUGCUUUACCACAAGGACAGUAAACCCUAUAGGGAUAUAUAUAAAAUGUUGUUGUUGCUGUUAUUACCGAGACUCCAGAUGAAUGAGUGUUUUUAAGGUUGGGUGCCCUUAGGGACUAAAUGAAGGUGGGAAUUGGGAAAUAAGAGGGGGAAGAAUCAUGUUUACCUUUUUCUGGGGGAAAUGAAGCAGAAGUGACCCAAACCC
Molecule: messenger RNA, 1740 nt
Organism: Sarcophilus harrisii (Tasmanian devil)
Lineage: Eukaryota; Metazoa; Chordata; Mammalia; Dasyuromorphia; Dasyuridae
Gene: ANKRD65
Product: ankyrin repeat domain 65
Exons: 3
Coding region: 135-1355 (406 amino acids)
Molecular function (GO): protein binding
Source: RefSeq, a predicted model, not a curated record